UACAAAUAGAACAGAACAGGUAUUGAUGGAGAACACACAUUUUUAGUUCUGAUAAAAAGGCAUUUUCUUUUUGCUAUCUACAAUGACAGCUAGCAGCUGUAACAUUCCUUGGGUAAUUGUGUCUCUCACGGUUAUAGCUUUGAUCAUAUCCAUAUGUAUUCAUCUCCUUACCUACAAUGCAAGACGGAAAAAAGAAAAACAGCCAAUAACAUACAGAGAUUGUGAACCAAGCUUUUCGGAGCCAGAGUAUAUUGAUGAAAAUCCCAUUUAUGGGAAUAUUAAUCCUGAAGUUGUAGAAGUUGAAGAAGUUCCCGAAGUUUGUUACGAACAAAUGAACAUAAAGGCUCCAGUGCGAGUUCAAAGAGAACGAAAGGCAGCAGAUGAACACAGUAUGUGCUAUGCAUCUCUUGAGUUAUCAGCACAGAAGCAGCACAGAAAGCACAGAAAAAAGAAGAACAACUCAGUGGAGUUUUUGGAUACAGACAUGGAGGAGGGGAAAAUGCCUUCUAGAACAAACAGCAUGUACCUGAACAGCCAGCAGCUGGCAGCUGGAAAUGGGGAUGAAGCCAUUCACGAGGAUCCCUCUUUGCUUUUGAGUAUGAUUAAUACAAAUAGGUACUAGGCAACAGAAGACUGCUUUCUAACUCCUCACAGCUUUCAUACUUUUAUCAAAUUUAAGAUGUACUGUACUUUCGCUACAAUUUUAGAAUUAUAUUGCACUUAAACAGUAGCAGGGUUCCAAAAAACAUAGUGUUACACAUCCCCACGUGCUGCUACAACUGUUUAGUUUUGAGUGAAUCAGCUGGUUGGUAAAAAGAUAAUACAAUGUUAAAUGGGUGAGGACAAGGUCACUCUCCCGGUGAAAUGCACACAGAGCUUUCUUUAACUUGUAUUGUGCUUAUCUUCUUUUAAAAAAAAAAAAUACGUGCUUGCUACACGUGUGACCUAGCGAAUGGAAGUUUUUUUUAAUUAAUUUAAAAGGUUUUUUUUAAAUUAAUAUGUUAGCUAUACCAAAAUUAAAGAGUAAGUAGCGAGGUUCCAAAAAAUAUAGCGUUACACGUCCCCACAUGUUGCUGCAACUGUUUAAAUAGUGUACCUGUCAUUUUCUUUUCAUUGUUAACAUCCUCACAACCUUUUACACUUCUAACUUUAUUUCAAAGCUGUUUUUUUAAAAGGCCACUGUAGUGCACUGAGGUUUGAGAUCUGUCUUCGAUCAGCGGUGUGCAAACGUUUGGCAUGCCGUCCCCUUUUCUUAGCAUACGUUUUGUUGCACAGCCCCCUUCCCCCGCUGGCACACAUUAAAACGUUACUUAACUAUAUUUUAACAGGUGUUUUUUUUUUUUUUUGUUUGUUUGUGUUUUCCGGAUUUAAUCUAAAUUGCGUAGUUUUCCUAGAUUUAACUACAAAGUCCAGAUUUAGCUAAAUACAUAAAUGUUAAUUAAACACAAGUUUUGAAAUGUGUACUUUCAGAUAUAAUUUAUAAAUAUUGAAAACGUGUAUGGCAAAUUCAACAUUUAAAAUCGGUCUAUAAAUCAUAGUUUCUGACAAACAAAUCCGUGAAUUUUUUUUUUUUUUUUUACACUUGGCGAGUCA
Messenger RNA from Acipenser ruthenus (sterlet), 1593 nucleotides. RefSeq names its product T-cell receptor-associated transmembrane adapter 1-like. The coding region runs from base 83 to 622 and encodes 179 amino acids. Gene Ontology annotation, biological process: positive regulation of T cell receptor signaling pathway; negative regulation of receptor recycling. The record is from RefSeq and is a predicted model, not a curated record. Gene Ontology annotation, cellular component: T cell receptor complex. The transcript has 6 exons. Lineage: Eukaryota; Metazoa; Chordata; Actinopteri; Acipenseriformes; Acipenseridae.